Molecule: messenger RNA, 747 nt
Organism: Myripristis murdjan (pinecone soldierfish)
Lineage: Eukaryota; Metazoa; Chordata; Actinopteri; Holocentriformes; Holocentridae
Gene: tac3a
Product: tachykinin precursor 3a
Exons: 7
Coding region: 113-484 (123 amino acids)
Biological process (GO): tachykinin receptor signaling pathway; positive regulation of blood pressure
Source: RefSeq, a predicted model, not a curated record
CUCACUGCAGGAUCUCUCUGUCUCCAAACCGCUCCGCACCAAGGCGCACGUCGUUGCCGUUGCCUCCUCCACCAAAUUAUCAGAUCGGCACAUAGCAGGUGACGCAGAGAAGAUGAGAAGAGGUUUGCUGCUGGUGUCUCUGUUUCUCGUCAUGAAGCUCCGGUACAGCGAGUCCAGAUGCGAGGAGCCGGGGUCACGCAGAUCAACUUCAGAUCAGACUACGGGUCUCGGUAACCUCAAGCGGGACAUUUUGAAGAGGUAUACCGACCUGGAUUAUGACAGCUUUGUGGGUCUGAUGGGCAGAAGAAGCGCCGAUGCAGAUGCUGCACAAUCGCCACAUAAAAGAGAGAUGCAUGACAUCUUUGUGGGUCUCAUGGGACGGAGAAACUCAGAGCCUGAUAAUGGUCCCUGGAGGACAGAGUACCCGGAAAGGAGAGGCAUUUUCCUCAACAAGUGUCGGCUAAGGUUUCGUCGAGGGUUGUAGAGAUUCCUGCUCAACCAGUUCUCUCAUCUGGCUGAAAUCACAGAGAAUACAAAGCAAGCAACUUACUAAAUGUCUCAUGGAAACAGCAUAACGGGCCUGUUGCAUACACCUGCCAGAUGGCUUACGACAGCUUCUCUAAACUAUACAGUUUGUAUAUGUUUUAUCUGAAGAAGCACAUAAUUAACACUGACAUCUGAUACACUCUAUUUCUUUACCAUAGUAUUCUUUUCUUCAAAGUUCCAAAUAAACAGAUUUUUUGUAAA